AUGGACUCAGAAGAGGAAUCGGUCAGUGAAUGCGAAUACCAAGAGAUAUGGAGCGCAGAACGGAUCGCCAAGGCACCUGGAUGUCAACUUCGUGCUGUUCUCAAAGCACUAUGCAAGGUUGAUGUGAAGCUCCGGGAACGCAUAACGCAAGCUUUGGAGGCGGUUCAGUCCUACGAUGGGGAGGGGGAGGAGAGCGAGGAAGGCGAACUAGAAUGCGACUGGGAAGCGGGGGAGUGGGAGGACUGGGACUCAGAUGCGGGGGAUCCUCGUGGUGAUGAGAGGAAUAAGGAUCUGUACCUUGCUGGCUUCAAGUACAUCUAUUGCGACAAAGAAGGCGGCCGGUCAGGCUGUACACUUGGGCAUCAUCAAGCCAGGGACCCAACACAGCCUAUAUAUCGCAAGAUAUCAGACAUGGAGCCUGCCGUUCUCAGAAAGAUGAAGCGGAAGAGGGAGCACUCAGAUUAUCAGGCACCUGAAUCCAACCGUUUUGUGAGAUAUAGGAGGUAGCUUUACCAUCCAGUCUUCACAUCGUGUUCUGUGGCAAACAAACUUGGCCGGCUUCUGGAUUGGUACUGUCUGUAUCCAGGACAUCAGAAGAAUAUAUAUCGGGUCUGCCAAAACUUGAUGAAGACUCUCAUGUCUGGUAUGACUGGGUUGAGCUAGCUCACGAGCCUAGGGAUAGGAAAGACACCCGACGAGAAAACGUGAUUGUAAAAUUAGGAGGCAUUAGGGCAAGAACUCCAAGAGAGGAAGGUUUAAGUCGGAUUCUAAGCCGGAGCAUGAGGAAGCGGAAUAAGAGGGAGAAGACGAUUCCAAAAGGCUGUGAUGAAGGCCGGGAGUAAUCAAGAAGAGUGUCUAUGCAUUGUGUUUGGAGUGUGUAAAUAGCGACCAGGUACAUUUCUGAGUUUUAGUGUUUUGGCA
This is a messenger RNA of Podospora bellae-mahoneyi, 921 nucleotides long. RefSeq lists its product as uncharacterized. The coding region runs from base 1 to 507 and encodes 168 amino acids. Lineage: Eukaryota; Fungi; Ascomycota; Sordariomycetes; Sordariales; Podosporaceae. The transcript has 2 exons. The record is from RefSeq and is a predicted model, not a curated record.